AUGACCUCAGACAAUUACGCGGUCUUCCGCGAAUGUUUCUCAAAUGCCAUCGUCUCUCGCUCAGAGAGUAAAUCAAGAACAUCCAAACGAAAAUCCAAAGGCAAACGCAAUGCCCGCAAAGAUGUGACAGAAGACAUCUCAACGGAACGAGCAAACCCAGAAGAGCUCGCCGAAUUCGUCGACUUCCUCGCCUCAGAAACUUUCACCUCCUUCCCGGAAGCCCUCCAAAACCUCACCUACUCCGCAACCCAACACGACCCAACCCUGACAACCCUCUACGUCCCCCCAGACGCAGACACCCCUUUAGACCGCACGACCCUCGAAACCCUAUGCACCCCAAUUCCCCUCUCAGUAACGGACUCUCUAGCAGUCUAUGGCAUAAUCCCAGACGCAGCCGACCUCCCGGAUUUCCUCUCGCCAAUCCUAUCAGAGUACACAACCAGCGUGACGGCCGGGCCGCCCGUGUGGGCGGAUACGCGGACAGACGCGUGCGAGAUCUGCGAGAGGGAUUGGAUUCCGCUUUCUUAUCAUCAUCUUAUUCCGCGGGGGGUGCAUGCGAAGGUCGUUAAGAAGGGGUGGCAUGAGGAGUGGAUGUUGAAUAGUGUCGCUUGGCUUUGUCGGGCAUGUCAUAGUUUCGUGCAUCGUAUGGCUAGUAAUGAGGAGCUUGCUCGGGAGUGGUUUACUGUUGAGAGGAUUUUGGAGAGGGAGGAUGUACAGGAUUGGGCGGGGUGGGUUGGGAGGGUUAGGUGGAAGGCUAGGUAG
Messenger RNA from Penicillium canescens, 762 nucleotides. RefSeq names its product HNH endonuclease. Bases 1 to 762 code for a protein of 253 amino acids. The record is from RefSeq and is a predicted model, not a curated record. The transcript has 2 exons. NCBI's taxonomy places the organism in Eukaryota, Fungi, Ascomycota, Eurotiomycetes, Eurotiales, Aspergillaceae.